Populus nigra (black poplar) is the source of this 2924-nucleotide messenger RNA. RefSeq names its product AP2/ERF and B3 domain-containing transcription factor At1g51120-like. Gene Ontology annotation, biological process: regulation of DNA-templated transcription. Bases 1645 to 2700 code for a protein of 351 amino acids. NCBI's taxonomy places the organism in Eukaryota, Viridiplantae, Streptophyta, Magnoliopsida, Malpighiales, Salicaceae. The record is from RefSeq and is a predicted model, not a curated record. The transcript is spliced from 3 exons. Gene Ontology annotation, molecular function: DNA binding; DNA-binding transcription factor activity.
AUUUCUUGGAGGACCGAUGAGCAAGUCAUUCCAAAACAAAACACCCCCCUCUCUCUCCCCUCCCCCAGUCUGCUCCUCCUUAUUUAUGGCCACGCCCCAACCUAAAAACUUCAGGAGGACAAAGGUUUCUGUCACAAAUAAGUGCUUAUGCCGCACUCGAGUAGAGAAAGAAAACAAAGAAGAAGAAGAACAAAGAAAGUUAAGGGUUUUCCUUGGGUGAUUGAGCAAACCCUAGUUAGUUUAUGGUGCAGCUAAACAAUUCUCUUGGGUUUGAUGUAUACAAAACUUGAUGUGUGCAUCUGUGGUUCCAGAUCUGAGUGAUGACCUCAUGGGGUGCUUAGAUUUUGCCAGUAUAAUUCAUUUUCUAGUUCAGAAAAUUAAAGAGGGACACAAAAGAAAGACUGACAGAAGAGAGUGAGCACACACAAAAGUAUAUGGUAUGAAGGCAUUCCAUUGCAGGGUGUGUGCUCACAUCUCUUCUGUCAGCUUCCACUUCCAAGUGUUUCCUCGUGCACCCACUAAACCUUCCUUUUUCAGUUCUAUUUUUCUUUCAAGGAAAAAAGAACUACUAUCCUAUCCUCUUCUUUCUUAGAGAGUGUGUGUGUUGUUAUUAUUAUUUCAAUUAUAAUCUCCACUUGUAACUGAUCCUUCUUAUCUUCUAGAUGUAUGUGUUUUCUCUCUCUUUCUCUGCAGCUUCCUUUUAUCACAACACACGCUUGUGUCUUUCUCGCUUUCUUUAUGACUGAAAGGGCAGCUGAAGAGCGCCACUGCAUAAAGUAUCUCAAGUGCAAGCUUGACGCAUCAUCCUCCCCAUCCAUAAAAAAUCUGCUCUAUAUGACAUCUCUCUCUUUUCUUUCAGGCAAUGAAAUUAUUUUAUAAUUGCUGGUAACUAGAAUUGUAGAAACGGAAUGAUUUUUUUGGCGGGUUCAUUUCAUACAUCAGAUGGUUAUAUUUUUUUUUUUUUGAAGAAUUUUCCCUGUCAAAUUUCAUCCACUUGUGUGAGCUUGUAUUCUUAUAUAAACCAACAACAACAAAAAAAAACUAUUGAUGGUGCUCGAAAGCGUGGCUUUUUAUGGUGGUCCUCUUUUUGGAAGGAGAGGACGAUUUGUGCUCUUUGAAGUACGCUUCUUUACUGUUCAAAAUUUAACGGAAAACUGUAUUUUGGAAUCUGAAAAUGAGUUCCCAAUAUUAUAUUUCACCAGCUUUUGAUUCAUCAAGACUCUCCUGCUUUUCUUCCCUCUUUAAUCCUUUUGUAUCUCUUGGUGACCAUGCAAGGUAAAGGAAGGAGUAAAGGGCAUGUGUGGCUACUACUGUCUCUUAAUCUGGGUCUGCUUAUUUUAUUUUAUUUUGACAGCCUAUCCAGAUUUUUCUUUUUUUACUGAUGUUUAACCUAACUAAUUAAUGCAGUUUUUGCACACUUUAAAUUUUGGGUAUUGUGGACUCGGGGAUUUUUUUGGUGCCUAGAACUCGUACUUGCAGUAGGAGAAAAGGGACUCUCCUGAAAAUAGGGUCAGCAAAUAAGGGUGCCAAAUAUGGGAAAGUGUUUUUGUUUCCUCUUCUGGGCAGAUAUGCAUUAUUUCGCUCCCUUAAGGGGGGCAACGGACGGCUUCUGUUUCCAGCAGUCAGUUUUCGCUCAGGAAUUCGAUGGAAGAAGAAACUGUGAGCUUGAUUUUAAAUGCAGAAACACCUGCAAUUGAAGAACUGUCAGAUUCAAAUAGCAGCACUCAUCCAUUUCCACCAAGCAAGCGUGCAAGGUCCGGCAGUAAUAUCAGCGCUUCAAGAUUCAAAGGUGUUGUGCCACAGCCAAAUGGUCACUGGGGUUGUCAAAUAUAUGCCAACCACCAACGGAUUUGGCUAGGAACCUUCAAAUCUGAAAGGGAGGCAGCUAUGGCUUAUGAUAGUGCAGCAAUAAAGCUUCGGAGUGGCGAUUCACGGAGAAAUUUCCCACCAACUGACAUAACUGUCGAAGAGCCAAAAUUUCAAAGUUAUUACAGCAUUGAAGUCGUGCUUGCCAUGAUAAAGGAUGGUACCUACCAAUCCAAGUUUGCUGAUUUUAUAAGAACAUACUCCCAAAGUUUGGAGACUGAACUCGGCCUCAAGCUUAUGAUGCCGCAAAGUAGUGAAGGGCUAACAUGUAAGCAACUGUUUCGAAAGGAGCUAACACCAAGUGAUGUUGGUAAACUAAAUAGGCUUGUCAUCCCUAAGAAAUACGCUAUUAAGUACUUCCCAAAUAUUUCUGAAAGCGCUCAAGAAGAUGAGGCAGCUGACAAAAUGGUCGAUGUGAUGCUAGCUUUCUAUGACAAGUCAAUGAGGUUGUGGAAAUUUCGGUAUUGUUAUUGGAAAAGCAGUCAGAGUUAUGUCUUCACAAGGGGUUGGAAUCGAUUCGUGAAGGAAAAAAAAUUGAAGGCAAAUGACUCCAUUGUUUUCUGGUUAUGCGAGAGUGGAGAGACUGUAGAUUCCGCUACUCAAACAUUCCAAAUGAUUGAUGUAAGCAACUGUGAAAACAGCAGUAACAUUGCAGAGUCAUCCAACCAAAGCAUUGCGUCCAAAGUUGAGUUGCAGCUUCUCCAAGGCCCGGGAAUCGCCCGUGACAGUACAGUCAAGAAGAACGUCGAAGAAGACAGAAUGAUGCGAGCUGAGAAGCCAACACAUGACGCUGUGAAAACAGGCUUUAAACUCUUUGGCAUACAAAUUCUGUAGAAUGGCAUGGUUUCUUAGGGUUCUCUCUUCUGCCUUUUAGUGUGGGUUGCUAAGUUUAUUCUGAUGGCUCAGCUUUUUAUAUGAGCAAUUUUAAUUACUAGAAAUUACCUUAGUUAUAUCGGACUUGUAAUUGGCAGCUUGGGUGGAUGCUAAAAUUCUCGGGCAAGAUCUUAGUGAAUAUUGGCCAAAUUAUUAAUGGAAGCAUGCAAUUAUUGGUAUUAUAA